GAGAGAGAGAGAGAGAGAGAAUGGGCUGUAUUUUGUGUCGCAAUGUCUCUCCAGCAGAACUGAAGGAGGUAAGGAGAUAUUGCGCCUGCAGGAACUGUCGUGGAUGAGUAUCUGGUUUGCGAUGGAAAUACAAAUGAAUGCCAUACCAACGACGUGAAGACAGCAAAGUACAAACCCGAGUGUCGAAGCGAGGAAAAAUGAGAAGAAAGAUGUGAACAUAUGAUUCCAACUACCAACCGCAGGCAUAGGUGGCUUCACCACAGAGAAGAGAGUCACUAUGGUGCCUCUACUCAAGCUCUUUCUGUUAUUGCAUCUAAUUCAGCCAAUCAGAAAUGGAAACUCUUCUUCUCCUCUGUCCAAUUACCCAAAACAGCACCUGGUUUUCUAUCAUGCGAAGAGCCAGACGGUAGCGUCUAUCAAAAGAAAGGACCAUGGACUGGCUGGAAAUGUUGCAUUAGAAAUUGUCAGACCAUUACAAAGUCAUUCAAAUGGGAAAAGUUCCAUUAAAUCAUCAAAUGAACGAACCGAACGCAAAAAUAUUGCAGAUAUAUUGUCAGCAAAACCUUCACAUAAUGGCAUUCAUGAAUCAAGAGUUAAACUUUUAUCACCCAAAAGUCGAGUCAGAAGAAGACCUACCCACACUGACAAACUACCACAAGAUUCUGUUGAUACUGGAACACUCAGGAGCCAUUCAACUGAACCUCCAUUCACCAAUCAGAGCAUCAAUGUUAUACUCAAGACUGGGCUUGAAUUCAAGAAUGCUGACUGGUUAACGACUGGGUCAGGCGAUGUGUUUAUACCUGAAGAAUUUGAUUUCAUGCGGUCACCAACAAACGCUCAUGCCCAGUACAGACCACACGCCCAGACAGCUUUUAGUGUCCCGGCAGGCGGAGACGAAGCGCGUACAGACCCAACAGUCAACCCUUCAUUCCAGACCAGCCCUCCCGCAAGUACAGCAGCUAAUACAAAUGAUGAUGUCCAGACUUCUUCCAGUAGGAUGGACCAAUGGGACAUUAACAGGACUCGGUUGGAAACAGGCACAACCCCUCCAGCUGUACUCCAGCCAAAAAGACAGUUAACCACUUUACCGUCUUACAGUGGAACCCACACAAGCACAGAUGAUCUACAAAUAAAGACACCGUUAUCAGAAGUGGACACCUCUAGUUCCAACUACUCGCAACCAACAAUCACUUCAACAUUAGCAACAUUAUCUAAGGACAUAUUAAAGGUGACAGGAAACAAAGGAGUAGACAACAUCACUAAAGAUAAACCAAGAGAAUCUACAAAUUUGACAUUGUCAAGCAAUACCCAUCAAAAGAGCACUACAGAUGUGACUACUUUUCUUAAGACUACCUCUCCACAGCCGAGAGGACGUGGUCAUUUCGUAUUCUCUGCAAAAAAUGACAGAUAUCCAGAAGAGGACCCAUCAGUCUCGCAUGAAACAGUCCCAUCUGUGAAGUCGAGCCCUACCUCCCCCAGUCUUGUCAUACCCAAGGAACCCUGUUCAAAUGUUGUAGGCCAAUGCGAUUUUUCCAAAGAUCGAAAUGAAGAUCUUAAUGAAUUAGGUUCUACCAAUGGGAGCAAAUUAGUAUGGGCAGAUCUGCAUAGCACGUUGUCAUUUGCAUGGGAGCUGCAUGUAUUCGGUUCUGCUACUCUCUUCCUUCUACUGGCCGCUGGUGCUGCCUUUGGUCUAGCGUUAACUCCCAGCAUGCCCUGCCUUCAGCGUGGUGAACUGGUGCUCACAAAUAGUCUCUUGCUGGUUGCAGGUGCAGUUAGAGCGGGCCACUUCUUUCUCGACCCAUAUGGCACACGAGUCCUCUUACCACCCCCUGUCAUAAUAGCUUUAUACACGCUAUCGUUGCCACUGUUUAUUUUGGCGCAGGCUGCAUUGGUGAUGCUGGUAUUAAACGUGGCAGGAGUACCUUUGCUCCCUCCAGCCUUUCAGCGCCCCCCUCUGUUGGGAAUUUUAGCUGUUCUACAGUGCACUCUCUUACUUGCUGCAGACCUGCUUUCGCCUGCACUCUCACCCUUCGUUCCAGUCGUCCUACAGAGCCUCACGCUGACUGGAGGCCUGGCAAUAUGUUUAUGGUACCUCUUCCUGGCACUGCCACAGCUUUCACACAAACACGCAGCUCGGGCUGAAAAUAAGAGCAUGGGUGGACAGAAGGUGCAGGUUUUGGCACGGGUAUUGGCAGUGUGUGCUCUUCUUGGGGCACUGUGCUGUCUAUUGCAUAUUUACUCUUGUAUGUGGCUGUACGGGCUACUAGGAGAUUGGAGGCUUUUUCGUUGGGGUUGGUGGCUCUGCCAGUUCUGGGCACGUCUGUUGGAGCUUGCCUGGGCCUUCUUUCUGCUUCUAGUGUCCUCAUGGGUCUUCUGGAGACCAAGCGGAGGCCAAAUAUGUAGAGCACCAAGACAAGAAGGAGCUGCCACAGAAAACCUGCCUUCUCCCGGUCAAUCAUCUAACUCCAACAGCAGGCACACAUGUUGGGCAAAGAUUGUUCAAAGCCUGAAAGUAAGGCAACAAAGAAAAUCUGAAAGCAGUGGGAAUGGAGGAUCCAGCAGCAGUGGAGUGGUCGGAGAUUUGCCCAAUAACUGGGCAGGACAGGAGCGGUCAGGGGUGGACAUUAGCAAGAACCUGAUACGAAAUCGUGACCCACUUAAAGACAGCAAUCAUGGCCGGAAUUCGAAAAGCUUUGCAGGGGGCUCAGCGGGUUCAUUGUUACGGCUUCAGGCACUUUCUCAGCCAGCUCAGCGUUCUUUAAGUAGCAGUUUAGCAGAUGGGGACAAGGAAUCGGCCGCCUCGCUUUUUGACUUUGAUCUGCGUCCUCCGACCCCAAUCGACCUGAGCCGCAGCAUUGAUGAGGCACUUCACCGCGAGCAUCUACUAAAAGGGGUGAGCCUGUUCCAUCCACUCUGCCUUCCAUCACCUCCUCCAUCUCCGAGACUGUGGAUGCGACGGAACAGUGACCCCCAAAUCACACUGUCAAUGAGUAGUGAUGAGCACACAUUGUUUUCAGAUUCCUCGGCAGGUCUGGGCCGCUGCAUUCCUAGCGCUGUGCCCAGUCGCCAAGUCACAGCCCCUCCUACACCCACCCAUCAGGGUUUCCGUUGGGUCUCGGAGGUACCAGUGCCUUCUUCUCUGUCCUGCCCAGUUUCACUACACCCGUCCCCUAGCACCCUGAUGCCCAGUGCAGAAAACACCAGACCGUUUCUGACCCCUGAUAUUGAAAGUUCACAAUCGAACAACAGGGGGGAUCACACUUACCUAAAAGUCAAUCGACAUGAUGACUCUGUCAGCAUCAGCAGUGACAUUGUUGACCUCUGAACUUAUAUUUGGUGGACGUAGGAACUCCUGGUGGUCUAAAUGAUCUAAAAAGCUUAAAUGUGUGUAUUCAGAGCCUAAACCAGGGGCCGGUUGCAUAAACUGUUUAGACUAGUCUUACAAGUUAGUCAUCUAUUUUUUUUCUUCAAGAAUGGACAUAACUUCUUUAAGUCAGUUACUUAUAAAGGUAGAUUGGUCUAAUUGAAAUCUAAAAAGUAAGACUGAUUAGUCCUGACUAACUGCUAGUCAGUGAGACUUGUUGUUAAGACACAGUCUCAACUUUGCGGCUAUGUUUAUGCAACUGGCCCCAGAGACUAAAGCACUUAAUAAGUUAAUCAGCAGUUGACUCAAAAAAGUUAUUGGAUGUAAAUACGGAACAUUAUAUUUUCACACAUACUUUUUUCUUGUCAAACAGUACAGGAAUGUUCUGGUUUAGAAUGUAAUCUCUAUUGACAGCAAUUGUUAAUACAGACAAUAAAUUUCCCUUAUGACGAGAGAGGGCGACAGGCAUUCCAGAAGGUUUAAAAGCAUAGUUUUUGAGAAUUCUUUCAUUAAAAGUGUUUGUUAUUUGAGCUGUAAUGUUAUUGUCCUUUUAUCUGUAGGUCAGCUGUUCUGUGUGUUAAUAAAAUUGUGUUCCCAAUGUCAUUCUAGUAGGAUUUUGCUUUAUAUAAACUGUGCUUUAUAGAUAGGAAUGCCUAAUCUGUUUUGGUAUUUCUGCAUGUAUCAUAGAGGUUUAGGACCUUAUUUUUAUUUAACAAACUGAGGUGUGGCAGUAGAGUGUUUUUGGUGGCAGUCAGCAUUAUGCUAUAAUAUUGUCUGUUCAUUAACUUUUUUUAAGCAUUUUGUCUUUUUUGUUUUUAAGCAUUAUACCUGGAAUACAACUUCAGGGACCAAGAUCCAGAAAGCAAUGUCUGGAUAAAGUAUUGCACUUUAUUUGAAUAGAAAAUAUACGUGCCAAAACAUUUUGACUUAAUGUGUUAACCAGAAAAUUUGGUAUUCUUAGUUUAUUCCCACAACUAUUUCCGUUUAUUUUUUCCUGGUAUCCUAUUUGGUCAACUAAUAUUUACUUAAAUUUAGUU
Triplophysa rosa is the source of this 4401-nucleotide messenger RNA. RefSeq names its product proline-rich transmembrane protein 3. The record is from RefSeq and is a predicted model, not a curated record. The transcript has 4 exons. Lineage: Eukaryota; Metazoa; Chordata; Actinopteri; Cypriniformes; Nemacheilidae. Bases 278 to 3325 code for a protein of 1015 amino acids.